AUGGCUGUCAGGGGCUGGAGCCCUGGUUUCUCCAUGGGCAGCCCCCUAGGAAGCCCAUGGCGGGGUGUCAGGCCCCCUGAGGUUAGCCACCCCUGGUCUGAGGAUGGCAUCGACCCGCUUUGUACCACAGGACGUGAGCAGCCGCAAGCAGGGGGUUGGCAGGAGGGGGCAGGAAGGAGGGGCUGGCAGGGGUGGGCAGGGCUUGCGGCCUGGGGCCACGGCCCUGUCUUGCCGGGUUUUCAUGCAUUUGCGAGUGGGGCUCUCUGCUGUCUGCCAGGAUGGGCUCCGGGGUCCCGGGCGUCCUUCUCCAGCUGGGCUCCAGUUCCCUACACCAGACGUGGGCUGGGGGCAGGUCCAAGGCCCUUCCAUGCAACGGUGAGGCCGAGAGGCCUGGGGGUGCUUUCAGAGGGCAGGUGUGGGACAGCAACCUCCCUCGGAACCCCCCCCCCCCCCGUGUCCCCGCAGGUCCUGAGGCUGCAGCGGAAGCUGGCAGAGGUGGAGGCCAGAGGCAGAACCUGGGAGAAACACCUGGAGGGGCGCCUGUGUGAGAGCCGGCAGGCAGAGCAGAGCCUCCGGGCAGAGCUCCACAGCGCCACCAGCAGGCUACAUCAGGCCAGCGGUGUGGCUGACGGCCUCCAGGCUCGCCUGGACGGGGCCUGCCUCCAGGUCCACAGCCUGCAGCAGGAGCUGGCCCAGGCCGAGGGCGCCAGGCGGGCUGCAGAGAGCCAGCUGGGCCAGCUAUGGUCCACGCUGUGCCGAGACCUGGGCCUCCGGGGGCGGAGCCCCUCAGCCUCCCCUGAGAGGCCCAGUUUCCCCACCAAAGCCUUGGAUGGUGUCCAAGGUCACUCUGGGUGGCAAAGUGACAGCCCCGCCACCAGGCCCAUUCCAAUGGCCCUCACCAGCUCUCUGCUCCAACGGCCCUCACCAGCACCUGCAGACCACAGCCCAGAUGUGGACGUGGCCGCUGUGCGGGAAGCCCUGAGGGACUUUAUGCAGAAGCUGCGGGAUGCCCAGCGGGAGCGGGACAACUGGCACUUCCAGGUGACAAGCCUGAGCAGCCGGCUGAUCCAGGCCGAGGGCGAGUGCGCCCGAGCCCAGAGCCGCGCACAGCAGCUGCAGAAGGCCCUGGCCCAGGUGGAGGAAGGCUGGCGUCAGGCGGAGGGUAAGGCGAGCAGGGCCCAAGCGGCUCAGGCCCUGCAGAGUGCGGCGCUCCAGAGACUGGAGAUGGAGCAGCUGGCGGGCACACGGGCAGCAGGCCAGGCCAGGCGGCGGCUGCAGGUGGCCAACCUGAAGGAGCAGCCGGACCAGGAAGUGCAGCGGCAGUGACAAGCCGAGGAGUGCGCCAGAGCGGCCCCUGCCACAGCCCGGCACCAGGGCCCGCAGGGCCUCGCUGGGGCCCAAUGCCCCGUGCUGCUCAGGGACGGGCCGAGCUCAAGGGGUUUGCGUGGUGCUGGCAGCCGCUGCCC
Manis javanica (Malayan pangolin) is the source of this 1466-nucleotide messenger RNA. NCBI's taxonomy places the organism in Eukaryota, Metazoa, Chordata, Mammalia, Pholidota, Manidae. The record is from RefSeq and is a predicted model, not a curated record.